GUCCUCAGUGGAAUGUCUUCGGAGUACAUUGGAGGUGUAUGCUACAAUGCUUAUGAUAGCGGGAUGUCUUUGCCAUGUUAUCAGGGAGCUUUCUGAUAAAGACAAAAUUGUGGAAGAUUAUCUGAAGUGGUAUUUUUUCACCAGAAAUGCUGCUUGUAUACAAAGGUUCAAAGAAGGACUAGCCACACUAAAUGUUCUUGAAGCAAUGAAACAAAAUCCAUCAGGAUUCAUGAAAUACUUCUGUUUUUCUGAGAAAAAAAUAAUUUCUGAAAAUAUGGAGAAUAUUUUUAAAGCUGAGUUUAGCCAGCCUGGUAGCAACAGAAGACAAGAGGAAGUGAGGAGAGCUGCAUACUGGGCAGACUACUUGUUAGAUAUUGAAGGUAAAACAUCAUUUGCUGAACCAUCUUUGGAAGAUAUCCUCAUGUUCUCAACCGGUGUUUCCUCAAUCCCACCAAUCGGCUUCCAUCCAAAGCCAACAGUUAAUUUCUUGCAUACCUUCUACUGCUUUCCACCAGCUUUUACUUUACUUAAUAAAGACCUAUAG
Erpetoichthys calabaricus (reedfish) is the source of this 544-nucleotide messenger RNA. RefSeq names its product G2/M phase-specific E3 ubiquitin-protein ligase-like. The record is from RefSeq and is a predicted model, not a curated record. The coding region runs from base 47 to 544 and encodes 165 amino acids. Gene Ontology annotation, molecular function: ubiquitin-protein transferase activity. The transcript is spliced from 4 exons. NCBI's taxonomy places the organism in Eukaryota, Metazoa, Chordata, Cladistia, Polypteriformes, Polypteridae.